This is a messenger RNA of Mangifera indica (mango), 2459 nucleotides long. Its product is annotated as phosphatidylinositol/phosphatidylcholine transfer protein SFH3-like. The coding region runs from base 318 to 2096 and encodes 592 amino acids. The transcript is spliced from 13 exons. NCBI's taxonomy places the organism in Eukaryota, Viridiplantae, Streptophyta, Magnoliopsida, Sapindales, Anacardiaceae. The record is from RefSeq and is a predicted model, not a curated record.
ACAGAAAUUUAAACAAAAGGUCAAGCAAAUUCGGCCUUGUCAACCUAACAAUUUUUAUGAAACUAAACUAACAAAAUCCCUUAUCUAUUUUGAUUCAUUCUCUAUAUUUGUCGAUAUCGUCCUGGCUGUUCAUUUUUCUAGCUGUCUUUUAGAUACUGCCAUUACUGAGAUUUAUUCAGUCAUAUAUAUUCCUCUCUCUCUCUCUUUUUUCAAUUGCCAAUAGGUCUAUUUGGUGAGGCAUCAGUUUGAUAUCUCCAAAAUUUUGAUCUCUUCGCAAUUUCGCUGUCUAUCAAUUAACCCUUUUUAACGAUUCAAUUAUGGCGGAUACCAUGUCUGCACAUCUUGACCGAACCAUCAAAACGGGUCUUGAAAAGGGUGAUCAUGAAUUCUCUGAGGAUGAUAGGAAGACUCGACUUGGGUCCAUUAAGAAGGCAGCAAUUAGCGCCUCCACCAAGUUUAGGAAUUCUUUGACAAAGAGAGGCCGCAAAAACAGUAAAAUUUUGUCCAUCGAAGAUGAUCUUGAUGCUGAGGAAAUGCAGGCAGUUGAUGCAUUUCGCCAAGCACUUAUCUUGGAGGAACUACUUCCCUCCAAACAUGACGACCCCCACAUGAUGCUAAGAUUUUUAAGGGCCAGGAAAUUUGACAUUGAGAAAACAAAGCAAAUGUGGGCUGAUAUGCUGCAGUGGAGAAAGGAAUUUGGCGCUGACACAAUCAUGGAGGACUUUGAUUUCCAAGAAAUUGAUGAUGUUUUGAAGUACUAUCCACAAGGGUAUCAUGGAGUUGACAAAGAAGGACGCCCUGUUUACAUUGAGCGUUUGGGUCAAGUUGAUUCCACCAAGCUGAUGCAAGUCACAACAAUGGAACGCUAUGUAAAGUAUCAUGUGAAGGAGUUCGAGAGGACUUUCGUUUACAAGUUUCCUUCAUGUUCCAUUGCAGCCAAGAAACACAUUGAUCAGAGCACAACUAUUCUUGAUGUGCAAGGAGUGGGACUUAAAAGCUUCAACAAAGCUGCUAGGGAACUUGUUCAGCGUCUGCAGAAGAUUGACAGCGACAAUUUCCCUGAGACCUUGAACCGCAUGUUUAUCAUAAAUGCUGGUUCUGGAUUCAGGCUCUUAUGGAACACUGUUAAAUCAUUCCUUGAUCCCAAGACCACUGCAAAAAUCCAUGUUCUGGGAAACAAAUACCAAUCCAAGCUGCUUGAAAUAAUUGAUGCCAGUGAGCUGCCAGAGUUUCUGGGUGGCACUUGUACUUGUGCCGACAAAGGCGGAUGUCUGCGAUCUGAUAAGGGUCCAUGGAAUGAUCCAGAGAUAAUUAAUAUGGUUAAAAAUGGCGAAGCCAAAUGCACAAGGAAAUCUUUGUCAAACAUUGAGGAGAAGACAAUUGUAGAAGACAAGCCAGCAGAUGUGAAGUUUUUCAAGCAGGAAACUGCUUCAACAAAGGAGAAUAUGGAGCAUCCGAAUCCAUCUUCUCAUCCAAGAUCUUCCAUGGACAAGAAGUUCAAUGAGGUCUAUCAGUUUGAUGAUAGAGUUCCAGUUGUUGACAAGAGUGUUGAUGCUUCUUGGCUUAAACCAGGCCAAGAAAAUAACUUCACCAUUCCCAGAGAUUGUUUGACAGUUAAAGAUGGAUGCAAGAAUCCCGAGGGAGCAAGCAACCACCUCUUUGGUGGGCUGAUGGCGGUGGUUAUGGGCAUAGUUGCCGUUAUUCGCAUGACACGAAACAUGCCAAGGAAAAUCACUGAAGCAGCCCUCUAUGGCAGCGCAAGCUUGUACAGUGAUACUAUGAUUAAAGGCCAUCAUGUCCAGAAGUUGCCACCACCCUCCAUUUCAGGUACAGAAUACAUGUCAAUGAUAAACCGCAUGGCUGAACUAGAGGAAAGGAUGAACAUUCUCACCAAGAAGCCUGCCACCAUGCCACAAGAGAAAGAAGAGCUGUUGAAUGCUGCAGUAAACCGCGUAAACACCCUGGAGCAAGAGCUGGCAGCCACCAAGAAGGCGCUGGAGGAUUCCCUUGUUCGACAACAAGAGCUCAUGGCAAGCCUUGAAAAGAAAAAGAAGAAGAAGAAGAGGAUGGUAUAUCUUCACUGCUAUUUUAACUGAGACUAAGCAUAAAUGAGAAACUUACAAAGAGUUUUCAAAGUUUCUUCGGAUUUUAAAUGCAGGGUCUAUUUCGUUGGUGAAGGGGUUUUGCUGAAAGCUGUGAUUUUUCUGAAGAUUAGCUCAAGUUAAUGUUGGCGAUAAUGGUGAAUUUCAGCCCCCACGAGUAUACUAUCCAAAUUCUGUGUGUCUGAGCAUGUUUGUUUUGUUUGUCAUUCAGUUCAAAAGCCCUACUCGUAAACAUUUUGUAUUUCCGUAUAUGUUGAAAAUUAAGGUCCCUUGCCUACCAUGUGAAUGUAUGUACUAACAAUCAACGAAGGAGAGAACCAUUUCACAAGUAUUAAGAUCCGAGUCAGAUGAUACAUA